AUGGGUCCAAAACGAGCUGACAAUGCUAACAAAAACCGACGCGUAUCACAACUAAUAGUUGCUCCAACAGAAGAACAAGGUUUUUUAGUUGAUUUUUCAUUCAGUCUCUAUGCACAUACGUACGUUCUAUCUAUAGAAAACCAUCAAUGUCUCGGUAAAUUUGCUGCUGAUUUGGAGAUAUGUUGUCGAGAACUGUCUUCAAUGCCUCCAUAUCUCACUAUUCCGGUGUACAAUCGUAAUCUUCCAUCUUCAGUAUCCCAACAAAUGGGUACAUAUUCAGGUGCAUCUGUCGCUCCAUCGUUGAUUGGCGGCGAAGAACAAUUCUCUUCAUCGGCCAAGUUGCCAUCUACUGCACGUAUUCCAUCGAAUAGUGGAACGUUAACUGGUCUAGAAACUGAUAAUCGAUCACAUAGUAUUCUUGGACGUGAAUCAAUCAGAUCUUCAUCAUCCUCUUAUCGUACAUUUCACCUUGUAUCAAACAGUGACUUUUAUCGUCCAAAAUUCCUAGCCGAUCCAGUUGGUCACGAGCAAGAUCCAAUCGAUCAAAUCAAAGCCUUAUAUAUGCGAGCCUGGCAACUUGAUCAACGGUUUAUUGACAUAUUGAAAAAGGUGCUUCCUUUACAAGAACAAUUGCAUACACUCGACUUUUGUUUUGUCGGACUGAACGCACAGACAAUCUAUGGGCUUGCUGACGUUUGUCAAACGAUCAAAAAUUUAAAAACUGUUUCACUGGAUGGAAAUCCAUUGGCAGGAGAGCAUUUCUAUACUCUAAUCGAUAAGCCUGAUUCGAAAAUAGUUCAUCUUUCCCUUCGAUUUUGCCAAGUCGGUGAUACAGGUAGUGAACGUCUUGCCAAUGCUCUGGGAACGAUGUAUAUUCAAAAUUGCAAAUUAUUAACAUUAACACUAACCGGUAAUCAAAUUGGUGAUCAUGGUGCUGAAUCUUUCGCAAAAGCAUUGCGAUACAAUCGAACAUUGAUUUCUCUUAAUCUUUCAUCGAAUUGCAUUACUGAUACAGGUGCAUGUGCAUUAGCAUUCGUUUUACGGCAGAUUAACUUGACUAACGACGAAAUCAUUCAUCGGAGACAUUUACUAUCGGAACGAUAUGGAGAUGCAAAUGCAAAUGACUUUCGUAUUUAUGCGACCUCACCAACUCCAUCAACAACAUCAACGAAAAGUCGUUCAGCUCGUGACUUGAGACGAACUUUGGAUUCCAAUAAGAACCGAAAAACGACCUCAACAAGAUCUACAGACAAACGUCAUAGGGCAGAUUCGAGCGAUGAAAAUCGUCCGCCGUCGACUAAUAAGAAUGAACAUAAGAAGGGAGCAAACGCACGCUCAACAUCCACAAACGCUCGAGGAGUUGCAUCUGAUUCAACACGAGCACCAACUGUAGCCCGUGGCAAGAAAACUUCGUCAAGUACGACGAAUGUGUCAAAGAAGAAUACUUCAUCUGCAAAAGAAGAUGACGAUCCCAAUGAAAAGGGUCAUCCACCUGUAGGAUCAUUAUCGGGAAAAUUACCAAUGCUAACGACCCAGCGAUCCGAACGUGAAAAUCCAUUAAUAGAAAGAAAUGAAAAUCAAUUAUCAAAUGGUGAAAUAAUUUUAAAAGGCAAUUUAGUUCUUUUGAACUUGAAUUUAUCUCGAAAUCAUUUAACUUUAAUAACGGUCAAUGAAUUUCUCCUUUCCGUUCAGUAUCAAUUGAAUAUAACACAAUUUCAUGAAACCAAUUACGCUUCCCUGGCCGAUUUCUCUGGUCUAUGUCGACUCGAACUCAAAGAUAUGGAAGAAGUAUCGAAAGCUUCCUCUGCUUAUCAAGCAUUAGAAACGCUUCUUGCUCAAAAGAAUCCAUUGCAUCGUUCUCAACAAAUUAAAGAAUACGAAGCAAAAUUGAUCGCUGAACAGCAACAAUCGGUUCCUAGUGUAUCAGAGAAGGCACGUGUUGGUUCGAGUCUCCGCUCGACCACUCAACGACCAACAUCCCGUGUUAAAGAUCCGAAUUGA
Messenger RNA from Adineta ricciae, 2001 nucleotides. Lineage: Eukaryota; Metazoa; Rotifera; Eurotatoria; Adinetida; Adinetidae. The record is from the annotation of a GenBank genome assembly.